This is a messenger RNA of Arachis duranensis, 1878 nucleotides long. RefSeq names its product external alternative NAD(P)H-ubiquinone oxidoreductase B3, mitochondrial-like. The record is from RefSeq and is a predicted model, not a curated record. The transcript has 10 exons. Lineage: Eukaryota; Viridiplantae; Streptophyta; Magnoliopsida; Fabales; Fabaceae. Gene Ontology annotation, molecular function: calcium ion binding; NADH dehydrogenase activity. The coding region runs from base 1 to 1722 and encodes 573 amino acids.
AUGCGUUGGUCAUCCUUCUAUCACACAGCAUCAAGGGUUUUUAAUGAGUAUCCCAGCUGGUCCAAGUCUGCUAUUGUAUGCACUGUUAUCAGUAGUGGAGGCCUAGUGGCAUAUGGUGAAGCGGUACAAAGUGAGAAUGUGAAAGAAGCCCCAAAAAAGAAAGUGGUGAUUCUUGGAACUGGUUGGGCAGGAACCAGUUUUCUUAAGAGCAUCAGAAGUUCAUCUUAUGAUAUCCAUGUUGUUUCACCUCGUAACUAUUUUGCAUUCACCCCUUUGUUGCCAAGUGUCACUUGUGGCACUGUCGAAGCACGCAGCAUUGUUGAACCCAUUCGCAACAUCUCAAGAAAGAGUGGUGUAAAUAUUGAAUUCAGUGAAGCUGAAUGCUAUAAGAUCGACCCGAAGAACAAGAAAGUUUACUGCCGUGCUGAUCCAGAGAAAAAGAUGGGUGGGAUUGAAGAUUUUUCCCUUGAUUAUGAUUACCUUGUAAUAGCCAUGGGAGCACGUUCUAAUACCUUCAACACACCUGGAGUUCAGGAACAUGCUUACUUCUUGAAGGAAGUGGAUGAUGCUCUAAGAAUCCGGCAAAAGGUGGUUGAUCUUUUUGAGAAAGCAAGCAUUCCAUCCAUAUCUGAUGAAGAGAAGAAGAAGCUUCUGAGUUUUGUGAUUGUUGGAGGAGGCCCAACUGGGGUAGAGUUUGCUGCAGAACUUCAUGACUUUGUUCAUGAGGAUCUUUCUAAACUCUAUCCUUCUCUACAACGUUAUGUCAAUAUCACUUUGCUGGAGGCCGGAGAUCAUAUCUUAAACAUGUUUGACAAGAGAAUCACAGAAUUUGCUGAAACAAAGUUCAAAAGGGAUGGCAUAGAUGUGAAGUUAGGAUCUAUGGUUAUCAAAGUAAGUGAGAGAGAAAUCUCGGCCAAAGACAGAGUAAGCGGUCAAGUUGCUUCCAUACCUCAUGGAAUGGUAGUUUGGUCCACCGGCGUCGGUCCUCGACCAGAAAUAAUUGAAUUUAUGAAACAAGUUGGCCAGAGUAAUAGACGUGCAUUAGCCACUGAUGAAUGGCUAAGGGUGGAGGGAUAUGACAACAUCUAUGCUUUAGGUGAUUGUGCUACUAUAAAUCAGAGGAAAGUUAUGGAAGAUAUAUCAUUGAUAUUCAGCAAGGCAGACAAGAAGAACAGCGGGAAGUUGGAUCUGAAAGAGUUUCAAGGCGUUGUGGACGACAUCAUAGAGAGGUACCCUCAGGUGGAGAUUUAUUUAAAGAAGAACCAAAUGAAAGAUAUUGCUACCUUGCUCAAGUUUUCUCAAGAGAGCUCAGUUACUGUUGACAUUGAAUCCUUCAAAUCUGCACUUUCCAAUGUUGAUACUCAAAUGAAAAAUCUCCCUCGAACUGCUCAGGUAGCUGCUCAACAAGGAGCGUAUCUUGCAGAUUGUUUCAACCGUAUGGAGAUAUGCGAGCGGUAUCCGGAAGGUCCUCUUAGAUUCAGGGGAACCGGACGCCAUCGCUUUCAUCCCUUCAGGUACAAGCAUUUUGGACAGUUCGCUCCUCUAGGAGGAGAACAAACUGCAGCUCAACUUCCGGGAGAUUGGAUUUCAAUUGGCCAUAGCACUCAAUGGUUGUGGUAUUCUAUAUAUGCUAGCAAACUAGUGAGUUGGAGAACAAGAGCAUUGGUGGUAUCUGAUUGGGGAAGAAGAUUCGUAUUUGGGAGGGACUCAAGUCGAAUCUGAGAUCAUCACAUAUUCACAUCUAAUCCAAACCAUGCAUGUAGAUUUAUUGGCACAACAGAGCAAUAGAAGGAACUCGAAAAAAAAACCAACACGGUGUUUGAUUAUUUUUCUCAUUCAGAAGUAGUUUCUUAUUAUAUAGUAUGUACUAGUACUUUG